Molecule: messenger RNA, 4768 nt
Organism: Ochotona princeps (American pika)
Lineage: Eukaryota; Metazoa; Chordata; Mammalia; Lagomorpha; Ochotonidae
Gene: TSHZ2
Product: teashirt zinc finger homeobox 2
Exons: 3
Coding region: 871-3975 (1034 amino acids)
Biological process (GO): regulation of transcription by RNA polymerase II
Cellular component (GO): nucleus
Molecular function (GO): DNA-binding transcription factor activity, RNA polymerase II-specific; DNA binding
Source: RefSeq, a predicted model, not a curated record
CGAUGUUUGCUGGCAUCGCCUCGCCCUGUCUUGUGUGAGUGUGAGUGUGUGUGCGCGUGUGUGCGCGCAUGUGGGGGUGUGCGUGUGUGCGGGAGGCGGCGGGUGCGCGCGCGUGUGUGCGCGCGCGUGUGUGAGUGUGUGUGAGAGUGUGUGUGAGUGUGUGUGUGUGAGUGUGUGUGUGUGUGAGAGAGAGAGUGAAUUCCAGAUUUUCUGCCUUUCCCAAACCCGCUCCUGUCCUCUUGCAUAUCACUCACAGACGGGGAUCUGACAGCAGCUACAAACCCACCGUGAGUGAUCUCUCCCUACGCGAAUCCGCCAUAGAGAUCGGCGAAGAGGAGGAGGAGGAGGAAGAGGUGAAGGAGGAGGGAAAGAGGAGAAGGAAGAAGAAGAGAAAAAGAAGAAACCACUACCUUCCCAGGAUUGCCUUUUUCCCCUUAUCUUUACGCGCGCGUGUGCGUGUGGCGCGUGUGCGCCCCUUGUCCCUUCCAUCUGAACCCGGUCUUGGAUGUUUAAUAAAGAAAUCAAGUGUCUCAACAGUCACCAAAAAAAAAGCAAAAUCAAAAAAAAUUUUCCAAAAGCAAAAACAAAAAGAGGAAAAAAAAUCCAAAACAAACAAACAAACAAGACAGAACCAACCUCCACUUCCAAGCAGCCGGCACCAGCCACCCGUGUCUGCCACCCACAGAGGGGGGUCUCUGGCCCGUGCCGCAGGAGUUGCAGGGGGGAUCGUCAGGGGGACAGAGGCCGAGUGACGUCCUAGGAGCCACCGGGCGAGAGGCGGAGGAGACCCAGAGAGGCGAGAGGGACAGCGGGCCCCAGCGCGCGGCUCGGGCUGGGGCGCCAGAAGUGGGACUGGAGCGAAGUAGAGCGAUGCCAAGAAGGAAACAGCAGGCACCCAAGCGGGCGGCAGGCUAUGCCCAGGAGGAACAACUGAAGGAGGAGGAGGAAAUAAAAGAGGAGGAGGAGGAGGAGGAGGACAGCGGUUCCGUGGCUCAGCUUCAGGGCAGCAAUGACACGGGGACAGACGAGGAGCUAGAAACGGGCCCAGAGCACAAAGGUUGCUUCAGCUACCAGAAUUCUCCAGGAAGUCACUUGUCCAACCAGGACGCCGAGAACGAAUCUCUGCUGAGCGAUGCCAGCGACCAGGUGGCGGACAUCAAAAGCGUCUGCAGCCGAGAUGCCUCGGACAAGAGACCCAACGCCCACGCCAAGGUGCCCGGCGAAGCCCACAACUGCAUGGAUAAAAUGACCGCCGUCUACGCCAACAUCUUGUCUGACUCCUACUGGUCAGGCCUGGGCCUCGGCUUCAAGCUGUCCGGCAGCGAGAGGCGGAACUGUGACACCCGAAAUGGAAACACCAAGAGUGAUUUUGACUGGCACCAAGAUGCGCUGUCCAAAAGCUUACAGCAGAACCUGCCUUCAAGAUCCGUCUCCAAGCCCAGCCUGUUCAGCUCGGUGCAGCUGUACCGGCAGAGCAGCAAGGUGUGUGGGACGGUGUUCACCGGCGCCAGCAGGUUCCGCUGCCGCCAAUGCAGCGCCGCCUACGACACCUUGGUGGAGUUGACUGUGCACAUGAACGAGACGGGCCACUACCAAGAUGACAACCGCAAAAAGGACAAGCUCAGGCCCGCGAGCUACUCGAAGCCCCGGAAAAGGGCUUUCCAGGACACGGACAAGGAGGAUGCUCAGAAGGUUCUGAAAUGCAUGUUUUGUGGCGACUCCUUCGAUUCCCUCCAGGAUCUGAGCGUCCACAUGAUCAAAACAAAACAUUACCAAAAAGUGCCUUUGAAGGAGCCAGUACCAACCAUUUCAUCGAAAAUGGUCACCCCAGCGAAGAAGCGUGUUUUUGACCUCAAUCGGCCGUGCUCCCCCGAUUCCACCACGGGGUCCUUUGCGGAUUCCUUUUCUUCACCGAAGAAUGCCAGCCUGCAGUUGGCUUCCAACAACCGCUAUGGCUACCAAAACGGUGCCAGCUACACCUGGCAGUUCGAGGCCUGCAAGUCCCAGAUCUUAAAGUGCAUGGAGUGUGGGAGCUCCCACGACACCUUGCAGCAGCUCACCACCCACAUGAUGGUCACUGGUCACUUUCUCAAGGUCACCAGCACUGCAUCCAAGAAAGGGAAGCAGCUGGUCUUAGACCCACUCGCGGUGGAGAAAAUGCAGUCAUUGUCGGAAGCCCCCAACAGCGACCCCCUCACUCCCAAGCCAUCCAGUAACUCAGCGUCCGACUGCUCGGCCUCCUCAACCGAGCUGAAGAAAGAGAGCAAAAAGGAAAAAGCCGAGGACAGUUGCAAGGAUAAGAAAGCAGUGAAAAACGAGGAAUACGAAGAUCCUCUGCAAAAACCACUGGACCCGACCAUCAAAUACCAGUACCUAACGGAAGAGGACUUGGAAGAUGGUUCCAAGGGUGGAGGGGACAUUCUGAAGUCAUUGGAAAAUACCGUAACCACAGCCAUCAACAAGGCUCAGAACGGGGCUCCCAGCUGGAGUGCGUACCCCAGCAUCCACGCAGCCUACCAGCUAUCAGAGGGCAGCAAGCCGCCCCUGCCGCUGGGGUCCCAGGUCCUGCAGAUCCGGCCUAAUCUCGCCAACAAGUUACGACCAAUUGCCCCAAAGUGGAAAGUCAUGCCACUCGUGUCCGUGCCGGCCAACUUGGCCCCAUACACACAUGUGAAGAAGGAGCCGGAAGACAAAGAGGAAAUGACGAAGGAGUGUGGGAAAGAAAGCCCCCACCAUGAGGCCUCGUCCUUCAGCCAGAGCGAGGGGGAGUCUUUCCCCAGAAGCGAAGCAGCUCCAGAACCCAAGAAGGUGGAGUUGUGUGCCCUGAAGGAGGAAGACAAAGUGGCCAUGGAGGGCAGCGAGAAGGAGAAGCCUCAGGCCUUGGAGCCGGCAUCUUCGCUCAGCAACGGAUGUGCCCUUGCCAACCACAGUCCGGCCCUGCCCUGCAUCAACCCGCUCAGUGCCCUGCAGUCCGUCCUGAACAAUCACCUGGGCAAAGCCACGGAACCCCUACGCUCUCCUGCCUGUGCCAGCCCGAGCUCAAGCACAAUGCCCUUGUUCCACAAGUCGAGUCUCAGUGUCGUGGACAAGCCCGUGUUGAGCCCUGCCUCUGCGAGGCCAGCCAGUGUGUCCAGGCGCUACCUGUUCGAGAACGAUCAGCCCAUCGACCUGACCAAGUCCAAAAGCAAGAAAGCCGAGUCCUCGCAAGCACAGUCCUGCACGUCCCCCCCUCAGAAGCACGCUCUGUCCGACAUCGCCGACAUGGUCAAAGUCCUCCCCAAAGCGACCACGCCCAAGCCGGCCGCCUCCUCCAGGGUCCCUCCCGUGAAGCUGGAGAUGGACGUCCGGCGCUUUGAGGACGUCUCCAGCGAAGUCUCGACUUUGCACAAGAGGAAAGGCCGGCAGUCCAACUGGAACCCCCAGCACCUGCUGAUUCUGCAAGCUCAGUUUGCCUCUAGCCUCUUCCAGACAUCGGAAGGCAAAUACCUGCUGUCCGAUCUGGGGCCUCAAGAGCGGAUGCAAAUCUCCAAGUUCACAGGACUCUCCAUGACCACCAUCAGCCACUGGCUGGCCAACGUCAAGUACCAGCUUCGGAAAACAGGCGGGACAAAGUUUCUGAAAAACAUGGACAAAGGCCACCCCAUCUUUUAUUGCAGUGACUGUGCCUCCCAGUUUAGAACCCCUUCUACCUACAUCAGCCACUUGGAAUCUCAUCUGGGUUUCCAAAUGAAGGACAUGACCCGCAUGGCCGUGGACCAGCAAAGCAAGGUGGAGCAAGAGAUCUCCCGGGUAUCAUCGGCUCAGAGGUCUCCGGAAACAAUAGCUGGCGAAGAGGACACGGACUCUAAAUUCAAGUGUAAGUUGUGCUGUCGGACAUUUGUGAGCAAACAUGCAGUAAAACUCCACCUAAGCAAAACGCACAGCAAGUCACCCGAACACCACUCACAGUUUGUAGCAGACCUGGAUGAAGAAUAGCCCUUCAGGACAAAUGCCUUAGUCUCCACCUCCCAGCCUGGACCCACCUCGUGCGAAGGCCUUCUUCGUUGCACCACACACCACCCGCUCCUGACACUGAACUCGCUGAAUGCCUCUUGACACCCCGCUCUGAGAAGGCUGCCAAAAAAAAAAAAAUUCACCCCAGCCAUUUCUCUUCAUCCUCACUAACAAUUUGGUAAUGAAUUAUUGAUUUCCACUUCUCUGCUUAUGGGCGAUAUUAGAUUUUCAUUGAUAAACUGCAAUGGGCCUGUCUCGUCUCCACGGUCCUCUUCUCGCUGUCCCAAGAAAACAAAGUGCCACUGAAGAAAGAGUGAUUGAGGACGCUGAUGGACUUCCUCCGUCAGUCUGUAGCAGGCCAGGCAGUGGAGACUCCGCUCGCAGAGUAAUCUCCAAGUAGGCUGCCCUCCGUGUAGACAUUUGGAAGCUUACUUUUCAUGGUAAUGUCCAUUUCCUAUUUAUAACUCCCCUGGGAACGUUUGUCUAAAGGAAAUGUUUCUGUUCAGUGUAACAAUUACGGUUGCACCUGGAUUGCCCCGUCCUGCCCCUGCUCUGGGGACAGAUUCAUCACUGCAAAGAAGAAUUAUUCAGUUAAACCAGAGUUUGAGCCAAGAAACACUCUGAACCGUGUUCAUCUCCUGUGACAGUUGUUCAGACAGUUAGGCUUAACCAUGUUGCUGCCAAAGACUUUUUCUAUGCAGGGGGAAGGCUUCUACGGUUUCAUCAUUAAGUUUUGGAUGAGUUUGGCUUUUUUCUUUAAUCAUUGUAAGCAUGC